Molecule: messenger RNA, 1833 nt
Organism: Naegleria gruberi
Lineage: Eukaryota; Heterolobosea; Eutetramitea; Acrasida; Naegleriidae
Exons: 1
Coding region: 1-1833 (610 amino acids)
Source: RefSeq, a predicted model, not a curated record
AUGUCUCAAAACUUCCUUCCCCAUUCACUCCCCAAAGGUGUUAAACGAAGGCUUGUUGGUCUUUCAGAACAGGGCAUUAAAAACAAGCAAAAAAGAAAGAAUAUUAGAAAGAAUCAAUGGAAAGAGAAGGAUUUCAUUCUCUUUGGUCUUCAAGAUUCGAAUAAUGUUGAAACUACACACAGGAGCAGACGAAAUACAAGUAUUCCUAUGAAACGAGGAGAUCAUGAUGAAGAUUUUGCGCAUUUGCCUUGGGAAAUUUAUUUUCACAUUUGUUUGUUUUUGGAUUUGAAUGAUCGAGUGGUGAAGAAAUUAUUGUUGAUCAGUUCAGAGAUUAGUUGUAAAAUGUUGGGUGUUUCUAGUUUGAAAGAGAUGGAAGUGGAGAAGGUGAGAUCGAGUCCUUAUUAUGAAUUGUUGACCUUCUUGGCUAUUCGAAAUGAAAUUGAAAGGUUUUCGAAUUACGCGAAUGGAAAGGAAAAGUUUGUUAAUAGGAAGAAUGAUUUGGUAUCUACAAGUAAGGAAUUGAAAACGAAAUGGAAUCAAUUACAAUAUAAGGAGCAAGUUUAUUUUUACUAUUAUGCUAAAAAAAGCGAAAUGAAGAAACAAAUUCGAAACCCCAAGUCAGAAUUUACUGCAUCAAAAGUUUUCUUUAGAUUGGAGAAUUCUAUUAGAGACCUUAAUAAGUAUUUCCCUCACUGGUUAUCUUCAAAGGAGGAAUUUGGUGACACUACCUCAAUGCAUUCCUACAUUAAGCAACACAGAAAUGUUGAGAGAUUAUACGAAACAUUGCUUAAUGUAAAGAAGGUAGGAAUUCCAGUAGUUUCAUUUGGAGAUGAAGAGUUUGAAUUUUUCGAGAGUUUAGAUAUGAAAUUGAACUCUCUAUUAUUUGAUUCCAACAGAUUGAGACUCUCCAAAUCUAAAGUUAGAAACUGGAAACUAAUGUUUGAAAAACAAAUGGAAAAACGUCUUCAUCUUGAUUUUACAGAACAAGUUUUCAAAUGGACAAAGUUUUAUUUACUCAACGAGACCUCCCCUAAGCAUAGUGAAAAAUCUUUGCAAAUUGACUGCAAACCUUUGGAAGAAAUGAUACGAUUGGCAACCAAAAUGGACGAAAAGAAUUUAUUCUUCCAUCUGUUUGAAAGAAAUUACGCUCAUGGAGAAUUCAGAUUACUGAAACAGACCAAAAAUAACCCAAAAUUAAUGACACCAAGAACAAAUGAUUUUAUGAGCUUGUAUCAACAUGUUCUAGGAAGAAUUAUGAAGAGACGUGCAUUGGAUUUGAGCAAACCAAAUCUCGAGAUCUUUACCAAUUUUACAGUAUUCAUGAUUCAAAAGUGGAAAGAAUUUCACAUGUGGAAAUUUCCAAACUCAACCUUAACAGAGGAGGAGAUUUUUCACAUGUUCCUUAGUGAUGGUCCAAGAAAGUCUUUCACCAAUGCCUUGCUAAUGUUCAAAGCAAAGAUUAUUGAUUCUGUAAGGGCAGAGUUUCCUCAAUUCGAAUUUAAUGAACAACAUGUUGAUGAUUUGUUGGAGGAAGCACGACCACGAUCUAGAAAGAAUGGAAAAUUUAAAGAUCCCAACACAGAAAGGACAAAACAACCGAAAGGAACAAUGCCAAGAGGAAUAACCUGUAGCACUUAUUCUUACAGUGGUAGAGGUAGUGGAUUACCUAUUAGGGGUGGAAGAGGUGGAUUACCUAUUAGGGGUGGCAGAGGUGGCUUAUCUAUUAGGGGUGGAAGAGGUAGAGGUGGUUAUCUCCAAGCAAUUCCAGUUUCUACUUUACAACCAGUACAAACUCAACAACCAGGAUUUGUUCCACAACCAUUCCAAAAUUAA